This is a messenger RNA of Podarcis raffonei (Aeolian wall lizard), 5815 nucleotides long. RefSeq names its product centrosomal protein 152 (gene CEP152). The coding region runs from base 190 to 5481 and encodes 1763 amino acids. The transcript is spliced from 28 exons. Lineage: Eukaryota; Metazoa; Chordata; Lepidosauria; Squamata; Lacertidae. Gene Ontology annotation, cellular component: centrosome. The record is from RefSeq and is a predicted model, not a curated record. Gene Ontology annotation, biological process: centriole replication.
UAAAGUGCUUUUGUCAUUUGCUAUUUCUUAAGCUUCUGUACAUGUUGGAGUCAGCUGUUGUAACAGAACUGUGAAUUAUGCCUUCUCUUAUCUGGAGUAUUUAGGAAUGUGGGUGCCUCUCUUGGUUAUGAAGAGAGAUUCUGCUGUUCUAUGCAGCACUUCAUUUUCUAGUAACGUGAAAAAAAGAAAAUGUACUGCACAGAUGUAUCAGUUGAGAUCCAUUCUAAGUACCAAAACCUCACUGAAGGUUUGGAAGAACAGGUGCACUCUAUACAGGAUUCCUUGCUCCAAUUGCAGCAGCUAUUAACAGACCUUCCCCAUGAUAUGCUAGAAGACAGCGGAGAUCACCUCUCUGAUUACAGUACACCCGAGGACCAUGAACAAGUGCAGAAACCCUGGGAUCAGGAUGCCAACAGAUGGAACGAUCAUCCAGUUGCAACAAAUCCACCAAGUGACUAUGAACAGGGUCAGAAUUUGUAUGCUGAGCGCUUUUUAUAUGACCAAGGCAACUUCCAAGGUGAAAUGCAUGGCAGUGACUGGUCAGAGCAUCACAAUGAAGAUGAAGAUAAAAGCAUGUAUGAGAUUUCUGGCAGAGCUAGUGAGGAUGGAUCUGAUGAAGUGUAUCUGGGAGGAGAUGGGUUUAAAGCAUCUAGCCACUACCAACAAGACAAUAUAUAUCACCUUCCAGAAAACUUUAGGCCAUACACAAAUGGUCACCAGCAAGAGUUCAGUAAGCAACACAGCAAAGCAGACAAUUUCAUUGAUGCUAAGAAGGAAAACUUGAAGUUGCAAUGUGGCACUUCAGAAACAACUGUGGAGCCUUACAAAGUAGUAUAUAAGCCAUACCAGAAUAACAUCCAGCAAUCAGUCCCUAUUUCUCCAGAUGCAACAAGAAGAAAUGACGUAUUUGAAGAGAUGCAACAAGAAUUUUUGGGUACUGGUGAGGAUUCUCCAGACAACAUGCAGAUUCUGCAACUUCAGGUUCUUAAUAAAGCAAAAGGAAGAAAACUGGAAGAACUUAAUAAGCAGCUGGAAGAAAGAGCCCAGCAGAUUAGGUAUCUGUCUCAUCAGCUUGCAGUUGUAAAAGAUGAAAAAGAUGGCAUGUGUCUCAGUCUCCAGGAAAGUCAAAAACUCCAUCAAAAUGCCAAAGAAAGGGAAAUUCAGCUUGAAGGCCAAAUAAAAGCUUUAGAAACACAAAUUCAGACGCUAGCUGCCAACGAGGAGCAGCUGAUCAAACAGUCUAAAGUUGCAGAAGUUGCAAUGGAAACCAUGCAGCAGCAGCUCUUGGAACUUCGACGCUCUGACACCCUCCAGCGUGCAAGAGAGCAGCAUGAGGCGAUUGUUACAGCACUCAAACAGAAACAUGAAGAACAAGCCUUGUCUUUGCAGCAGAAACUGGAUGCUAGGAAUAUAGCAUUCCAGGAGCAGUCAGAACUUUGCUGCCAUCUAAAGGAACAUGUGAAACAACUUGAAAGAACUCUUGAGGAAAGCAAAAUGGAAAAAAAUGAAAUUAUCAGUCGGCUCUCAAGAAGUCUAGAAGAAAGCCAAAACCAGUGUGCAAAUCUGCUGCAGACAGGUUUGGUGAAGGAGACAAAUCAGUUACGUAUGCAGCUUCAGCAAGCCCAGUCUGUCCAGUUGAUAAGCAAUGAAAUGAAUAAGGCUCUGCAGGAAGAGUUAAAGGAACUUAAAGAAGAAUUGGUUUUAUAUGAAUCUGCUGCGAAACAUGGUGUGUUUCUCAGUGACCCAGGUGGAGAAUUGAAUGUAGACAUGACUGAGUCUUAUGUAGAUUUGGGUAUUAAAAAGAAAACUGGACUUAACAGCGCUGCACUGACUAAAGAAGCAGCUAAAGAAUUUUCUAAAGAUGAGAUCAUCUUACAGCUGAAGAUUGAACUAGAACGUUUACUGAAUAGUAACAAAACAAAGAGGAACCGCAUUUCUCGGUUACAGAGUGACCUUGAUGAUUACCAGAGAACAGUUGAAGACCUGAAGGCGCAACUAGUGAAAACAAAUGUGCAUGAGCCCAGAGGAAGAAAUAUAGAGAAUCUACUUGAUCCCGUACAGUCUAAUGUCUCUGAAGAAAUGCUGAAGCUCAAAAAGGGAAAUCAGGAUUUGAAACAAGAAACUGAGAGCCUUAAUGCACGUAUUCGGGAAUUAAUAGAAAACCAAGAAAAACUGAAAAAUGCAAAUCAGGAGCUAUGUAGUCAAAUGAGACAGAUGAUUCAGGAGUCUGAUCGGGAUAAGCAAGAAGCUCUUGACAGAUGUGAAAGAACCUAUCAGCAACAUUAUGAAAACAUGAAGAAAAAGCUUUGUGAAGAGCUUGAAGAAAGGCAUGCUGCAGAGAAAGAAAAACUCACCUAUGAUUAUGAAAUGAAGAUUACACAGUUAAAGACUGUCAUUGAUGAGUUGAACAAAGAGAUGCUCUCAGUGAAGGAAUGUUAUGUCACUGUCUGCAGAGAGAGAGAUGAGCAGGAGGCCACUCUGAAGGCAGAAUUUGAACAAAAGCAGCAACUGAAGGAAGAGAAGCUCAAGAAACAGUUAUUGAAGGAAAAAGAAGACUCUUUGAGCAGGCUGAGGGCUGAACUAGAGGAAGAACACAGGAAUUCCAUUGUAACAGCCAAGAGCCAAUGGCUGAAAGAAAAAGAAUCUGAUGUGAAGCAGCACAUUGAAAAUGAAGUGAUGAUAAUCAAGACCCUCUGGGAGAAAGAACAGAAAGAGAUCAAAGACAGAGCUAUUCAGGAAGUUGAAAAAGAGUGGCAACAUAGACUCGAUCAAGCUUUAGAAGAAGCAAAGAGGCCUGCAGUGGAACUCAAUGAUUAUUGCGGCCAAACAGAGUUGUUAACCAUCACAGAUGAAUCACUGGACCAAAUGAUUGCCGAAGCAGUUGAAAAACAGACACUACUAAUUCAGGAGGCACUGCAAGAAAAGGAAAAGGCCCUGAGAGAUUGUGAAGCAAGGCAUCAUGAGAGCAUUGCUAGUCAGGUGGAACUGGCUCUGACCAAAGCUCGUGUCAGGUGGCUGCAAGAACUGACUGAGCUUGAGGAAUACAAAGCUCACCUGAAGGUAGCCAAGGAAAAAUGGGAGAAGGAAUGUGAAAUCAGCACAGCAAAACAGGUGUCACUGGCUCUUUCAGCUGCUGAAGAAAAGUGGAAGAAGGAACAUGAGAACACUGAUAUAGCUAGAGUAAGGACCAAAGAACUUGAAGAUAAGGUAUUUUCCCUUAAAAGGGAACUAGAACUCAAAAGAGAAGAAAUCCCUGCCAUCAUUAAAGCAGAAGUGGCAAAAUCUCGGACUCAGUGGAACAAGGAAAAGCAAGAGGAGAUUCUGAGGAUUCAAGACCAAAAUGAAAAAGAUUACCACUCUUUUUUAUACGACCAUAGGAAUAAAAUCAAUGAGGUGCUUGCCAAAGCAAAAGAAGACUUUGCAAAGCAGAAGAAAGAACUUCUAGAUCAAAAAGAGGCAGAACUGAAUAUGUGUCUGGGCAGAAAGCAACAAGAAUGGGCAGCCGGAGAAGCCAAGAGAUUCCAAAAUGAGAUUCGCCAGUAUGAAGAAAGGAUUCUGGUUCAGGUGGAACUCCUCUUAGAUGACAUGCACAAGAACUUGGUCAAAUGUUCAAGCGAAGAACGUGCUCAGCAACUUAAGUGGACUGCUUCUCCUACCAUUCAGAUCAAUUCCCAGUUCAAAGAGAAACUGACAUUUUGUCUGCAAAAAGCAUACAGAGCCACUGUCAGCGCCGUUCUGGAAAAAGCCAAGCAAGAAUGGAAUGAGAAACAUGAGGUUCUGGACUAUAAUUUCAAAGACAGCAGUGAAGGAGAGACAGGAGACAAAGCAAGACCUUCCAUGUACAGCGUUGGACAGCAAGUAGAACUACAAAGGAUGUUAAGGAAGCAGACACCUUUGCAGGAAUCUGAAAUGGAUUUGAAAUACAGGAAAAGAGAUCCCUUGUCCCGAGAAGACAUUUGUUGUGAGCACUGUCGCCAGCAGCUGGAAAGAAAGGAAAAAGAAUGUCAGGAUUUGAAAAAGAAACUUGAUAAAGCUUGCAAGCACCUCCAGCUUGCAGUCAAAGCAAAGUCAGAGCAGUUCCAAGAAAAUGAAAAAAUUGUAGAGGCAUUAAUGGAACAAAACUCCACAAUGAAGGACAAACUUGAUGAUUUGAAGUUGGCCAACGGUCCCCCAAGAUCAUCGUCGGAGGGGAGUGUCUCAGGCCCUUGUUCCUGUGAUGGAAAAGCCUUGGAAGAAAUGCGUUGUCAGUAUAUUAAAGCAGUGGGCAAAAUUAAGAGUGACAUGCUUCGUUACAUACAUGAAAGUAAAGAGAGAGCCGCAGAAAUUAUUAAAGCAGAAGUUUUAAGAGAACGUCAAGAGACAGCCCGGAAAAUGCGCAAAUAUUACCUCAUUUGUCUUCAGCAGCUUUUGAUUGAUGAUGGGAAGCCUGAUGGGCCUGAAAAGAAAAUAAUACGUGCUGCUGGCAAACUUGCUACAAUGGCUAAAAUAUUAGAAACACCUGUUCGUAAUGCAUCCCAGAGCAAAGUUACCCACUCAGCCCAGUCACAAAAUUCCAAGCUGCUCUCUGAGGUUGAGAAACCUCAAAGAAAUUAUAUGCAACAAGCCUCGCCAACCCUAGUAGAAAACCAAGUUCAUGUCAAAAAAACCAGUAACCCAGCUACCCAGAAACGUAUACCUUGCAGCUUACAACAGCAGCUCGAUGCUGAAACCCACUCAGUUGCAAAUUCCCAUACCCAAGUUGGUGGGAGAGCUUUUAAACAGCUGGAUGAUGCAUCACUUGGUGCUGUAUCAGUGGUGGCAUUCAAUGAAGGCGAAAACGUAGACAGAGGUCAGUGCCAUGCAGUCAGUGAUGCUGCGUUCCAGAAUCGUUCCUCACGGAUUUCUCAAGCAAAGCUCCAAAACAUUCAUCCAACUAGCGGAACAGGAGAUAGCUCUGACUCCAGAGCAGCUUGUGUAAGAUUUAAGAACCUAAAUGAAAGACCAGUUGUUACAGAACUUGGAUGCACUCAGUCUUCUAGGCAUCAGAAGUCAACUUCUCAGAAAACUCAAGUCUUUGACAUUCAGGAAACUCCAGAACGGGAUGAAGGAUGCUCUUCUGAUUGGAGCUUGGUCAGUGAGACUUUACACAUGGAUGUGUCUCUGUAUCCUCUUCAGAAAGCACAUUCCAGUGCACCAGGAGAAUCCCACCCCAAGGAAGAUAGUUCUGGUUUUUGUCUACAACCUGGUGGCCACAAAGACAAGACAGGUGUUACAAAGAGCCGAGACAUGGGCUGCAAUGAAGGCCAUCUGGCUAUGAAUCCUAGCUGUGUACCAUCUUUGAAUGUGAGCAAAUUAAGCCCUGCCGAUCCCUAUCUGAGUGGUGCAAUGUGUUCAACAGCUGGGAAAAGCUAUAGCCUUCUGAAUUCAAGGAAACAGAAGCAAGAUGUUUUGGCUUUUCAACAAGAUAGUGGCUUUGACAGCCCACAAAUCAACUUUGAUUAAGCAUCAUGGACUCUCUGGACAGUCUCACAAAAGAGAUACUUAAAAAUAUUUAAAUGAAAGCUGUGGAGGAAGCCUGUUGUGACAGUCUUGUGAGUGUUUUUUUCCAAUUCUUAACUUUCCCUUUUCGACUGUUACAUGAACAGACCGAUCAUAAAUAUUUAUGCAGGUUUGGGAUAUGUCUUAGCUAUCUGUCUUAGACUGUGUAUAGUGUGUGUGUGUGUGUGUUGUGUUUUGCAUAUGAAAUCAUCUAUUUUUAUACCUCAAUAUUAGUGUGCAGUACAGUGCAAACUUUUUUAAUUUAUAUGGCAAUAAAACUGACACCUUGUGAUCCGUA